AUGGCCGAACGCUUGCCUUCCUCGAAGAACAUGCUACGGAGCCGCGGUCAGGACGAGCGCUCUGAGCGGAGGCGAGUGAGCACGGCGUCCAGUCGGGACGAAGAGAUAGAAGAGACGCUUCAGAGGAUCCAGAAGCAGGGAAAGUACGUCAAAAUGAAUGUCGGCGGCGUCCUCUACUGCACCACUCUCGGGACGCUCACCAAACACGAUAAUAUGCUCCGGGCCAUGUUUAGCGAGCGAAUUCCGCUCCAGAAAGACGACGAAGGUUGGGUGAUUAUCGAUCGCAGCGGCAAACACUUUGGCAGUAUCCUCAACUACAUCCGUGACGACUUUAUCUGUCUACCAGACAGCAAGGUUGAGUGUAUGGAGCUACUGUCAGAGGCAAAGUACUACUGUUUGACUGACCUAGUUGAGCAGCUGGAGGAGCAGCUAGAGAGACUCAGAGAUGACUACCACAAGAUAUGCCGCGUCCCUGUCAUUACCUCUCUUGACGAGGAGACGAGAAUCGUAUCAACCUCUGUGAAGCCGGUCAUCAAGCUGCUCUACAACCGAGGAAACAACAAGUAUUCGUACACAACAAACUCAGAUGACAACCUCCUGAAGAACAUAGAGCUGUUUGACAAGCUGUCGGUGCGGUUUGGCCAGAGGAUCAAGUUCAUCAAAGACAUCGUCGGGAGGGGAGAGAUCUGCUGCUGGGCUUUCUACGGCCACGCUAAAAAGAUUGCUGAAGUUUGUUGUGAGUCUAUCGUCUACGCCACGGACCGUAAACACACCAAGAUAGAGUUCCCUGAGGCGAAAAGAUCCUGGACGAAACUCUCAACAUAAUGUUGUAUGAGAAACGAUCGGAUGGGUCCCCUCUCGGCUACACAGACCCCCUCCCCUCUCUCCCUCGUGUCCCGCCUCCGCGACCCCCUGGGACCCCUGACGGAGUCCUCUCUGAAGAUGAACUGAGAUAGUGACAGCCCCCCUCCCCCUCGCUCUCUUUCUCUCUACCGACACUCUGUGUGUGUUGCCAGACCAUCACUACGUACCAUAACAUCAGGCUCUUUCCCUGAUUCAGUCAGUGUAUCUGUAUGUCUGUUAGAUUUUUUCAUGAAAAUUUUGAGGC
Geodia barretti is the source of this 1108-nucleotide messenger RNA. The record is from the annotation of a GenBank genome assembly. Lineage: Eukaryota; Metazoa; Porifera; Demospongiae; Tetractinellida; Geodiidae.